Synchytrium microbalum is the source of this 1287-nucleotide messenger RNA. RefSeq lists its product as uncharacterized. Lineage: Eukaryota; Fungi; Chytridiomycota; Chytridiomycetes; Synchytriales; Synchytriaceae. Gene Ontology annotation, molecular function: protein heterodimerization activity; transcription coactivator activity; RNA polymerase II general transcription initiation factor activity. The transcript has 9 exons. Gene Ontology annotation, cellular component: SLIK (SAGA-like) complex; transcription factor TFIID complex; SAGA complex. The record is from RefSeq and is a predicted model, not a curated record. The coding region runs from base 1 to 1287 and encodes 428 amino acids. Gene Ontology annotation, biological process: transcription initiation at RNA polymerase II promoter; RNA polymerase II preinitiation complex assembly.
AUGUCCAUCUUUUCAACCGAGACAAUACAAUUCAUUACCGAUUCAGCAGGAGUGAAUGUUCGACCCGAGAUAGCAACUCGAUUGCUUGCUGAUGCUGAAUAUAGGCUACGUGAAAUCAUAUGUGAAGCUGCAAAAUUCAUGAAUCAUGGCAAGCGACGAAAGCUCACUACCGAGGAUAUCAAUCAGGCAUUACGAGUUAGAAAUGUAGAGGCCCUAUAUGGAUUUGGGCCAGGAACCAAUUCAAAGUUCAGAUCCACAUCCACUGCUCAAAAGUUGUUCUAUGCUGCCGACCAUGAAGUUGAUUUGGAGGAGGUUAUUGCUGCUCCCUUGCCUCCUGUUCCUUUACACGUCGCAUACACUGGUCAUUGGUUGGCGAUAAAUGGAGUUCAACCAAGUAUUGUGCAGAAUCCUACUCCUGCUGAAUUGAAAGCAGCAAGUCUGAAAACAACAGGAGUGAUCACUAAACCAGAACCAAAUGGCACAACCACAGUCGAAAACGCACCCACAAUCAAACAAUCGUUAUCACGAGAAUUACAAGUCUAUUUCGAAAAGGUUACAGAAUUCUUAUUGGGUGAUGAUCAAAAACUACGACAAGUGGCCACGACGGGUAUAGCUGAAGAUCCAGGGUUGCAGGCUCUAAUACCUUAUUUUGUCGAGUUUAUUGAAGAGACGGUGACCAAGAACCUUCGAAAGCUGGAUGUGUUGUGGUCCAUGAUGAGGUUGAUGCGUGCACUCUUUACAAACCCUAACUUAUUCGUUGAACCAUAUCUCCACAAGAUGAUCCCCAUAGUCAUGACAUGUCUAGUCGGCAAACGACUCUCUGAACACCCAACCGAGAAUCACUGGGCAUUACGUGACUACUCUGCCGCCCUCCUAUCACACAUAUGCAUUACAUACUCUACAACAUAUGCUACCAUCCAACCACGAAUCACAAAGACGCUAUUGCGAACAUAUCUUGAAGCGCUAAAACCACGACAAUCUCAUUAUGGAGCCAUAGUUGGACUGGGUAAAUUAGGACAAGAGACUGUCAAGGUCGUUAUAAUCCCACAUGUCAAUGUAUUUGGUGAUUUGGUAUUGCAACCUGAUUUGAAUGAGGCUGCUGGGAUUAAGAAGGAUGAAGCUCAAAAGUGUUUUGAUGCGUUGAAGACAUUGCUGACUGAACAUGCUCGUCAAGCACUCCGAGAUGAAAAGUUGACGAAUCCAAGAGCGUCACCUUCUGCACCUGCAUAUGCAGCACUUUAUGGUAUUUGGGCUCAAGACGUAUAUGCUGCGGUUCAAAACCAGUAG